Molecule: messenger RNA, 1811 nt
Organism: Folsomia candida
Lineage: Eukaryota; Metazoa; Arthropoda; Collembola; Entomobryomorpha; Isotomidae
Exons: 6
Coding region: 110-1588 (492 amino acids)
Source: RefSeq, a predicted model, not a curated record
GCAAGACAUAGGCAAGCUAUUAAUCAUUAGGUUGUCAUAACGUUCACAUUUUAACUGCGUAAAAUAACCUUAUAAGUACAAUUAUCGGAUAACCAAGGAGGAAAUCAUAAUGGGUGAGAGAAUAAGUGAAAGACUUGCUGGAAUGGAUAUUUCUGACCAAGUCGAAAAUACGGCCUGGGAAAAGGUGCUCAUGAAUCCUUUGAUUUUAGAGAACAUAUUCUCACAUCUGGAUUUUACCACCUUGAAGAAUUCUGUCCGACCCGUUUGCACAGAUUGGGCCAAUGUAGGCGCCACCUUUCUCGGAUGGAAGAGUCACGUGACAUUCUGUCGCUUUAAGCGCGUUACUUAUUUUAACCCCAAACUGGCAAGGACGAUUUCCUUAUGUUUGGAUUUUAAGUGUGAAUGCCUGCGCAAGUGUAGAUGUAGAUUCAGAAACGAUUUGAAGCCAUCUGCUAUGCCAGAAAUUUCAACAUUUUUGACUGAACUGUACCUCUGGACAGAAAAUAUUUACGGGCUUGGGCAGGAAGAGUUCGGGGAGACGCCCAACUUCUUGAACCGAUUGUCUUUCCUCGUUGAGAGCUGGGGGGACGAGAUUACCCCCAAAUUUCUACCCCUGCUUAAUCUUAGGGUUCUGAGCAUUGUCCAGUCUGAUGAACGCGGCAAGGAUCAUCCAAUAGGCCACUUGAAGACUAUUUUACAGGGCCUGCUUAAAUCUGCCCAUCAACUCGAAGAGCUCAGCAUAUUUACGAAUGAGAAAUUAUUAUUGGCCCCGGAUUUGGAAUUAUCUAGUAACAAGUUGAAGAUUUUGAAGUUUGGCGCUUUGGUAGAUUCUAACGAAUUCUCUAGUCUUUCAAGUUCAUCAAUUUCUGGAAUGUUUGACAAAUUUGCAAAGUCGUUGGAAAAACUGGAAAUUGGGGUUUGCGUUUUGAAGGGUUUUGAAUGUACUCAGAUUUUGAACUUUUCCGCCCCGAACCUGACCGAUCUAACGAUCCACUAUUCUCAUUUGUACGAUAUUGAGGACUUUCUUAAUGUUACAUACUUACCGAAACUUACCCACUUAUCGAUUCGCGGUGAGCGCAUUUUUCAAAUAUUUAAAACUCGUCAGCCUCCCCACGCUGGGAUUACCUCGCUCGAGCUGGAUGCUUGCACCUAUUGUGACCAGCGGGAUGUACAAGCUGCCUCCAAAAUUGUGCACCUCUUCCCAUCCGUGACCGAAUUUACCCUGAAACUGAGGGUGCAAACAGAACCACACGCAGAGUUGGAAAUUACGCGUUUACGGGAAACGAUGAGUUGCUUCGGGGCAUGGGGGUUAUCAAGGGGCGAAGUCCAAGUUGAGGGCAUGUGUUCCGGUAUCAUGACGAUCGUGCUAGAAGGUCUGAUGGAAUGGCGUGGCUUAAAAAACACGGCAGUUCGGCUCAUUGAACCUUCGGAAUUCGAUAAUUUUGAAUUUUCGGACCGUCUAAGAGAUGCACUCGUGGCAUGCAGGACGAUUCGUCAUAUUGAAAUGUCAGGGUUCUCAAUGAAUGAAAAGACUCGGAACAGUUUAAAGGAAUUAAUUGAACGAUGGAACUUGCCAGUUUCUAUAUAGCUUUCGAUCCAUAUCGUAGGGUACCUAUCGAGCUCAGGACCAAGCCACUAAACUCCUAGUGCGGUAAAUUCAUAAUGUGGUGAAACCUUGGAUGACGAGUCCUUAUUUUAUAAGAAUGUGGAUAUGCAUUCGAGUAUAAUGCGAGUUCCACAAUUAUAAAAUAAAUCAAUUUUAAUUAAUUUGAUCAUGCCAUUAAUAAAUGAAUAUAAAAUUUAAAAGUGUA